GCCGCUGCUUCCCGAGGCGGGCAGGGAGGAGUCGGCCGCGGCCCGGCCCUCGUCGCCCCGGCGGCCUCUCGCGAUGCCGCUGCAGGCCCUGCGAGAGCCGGCAGCGGGGGCCGCCGGUUGCUAAGGGCCGCCGCCGCCGCAAGAUGUCUCAAUUUACAAGUGAAGAUGAAGCUCUGUUGCAGUCUAUGCUUCGACAGUUGCUGCAAAGCGUGAAGGAAAAAAUCACAGGAGCCCCAUCAGUGGAAUGUGCAGAAGAGAUUCUCUUGCAUUUGGAGGAAACUGAUGAAAACUUUCACAACUAUGAAUUUGUGAAAUACCUUAGACAAUAUAUAAAUAAUACUCUGGGCUCUGUGAUUGAAGAAGAAACAGAAAAAUGUACUGCUGCUCAAAAUCAGGGUGAAGUAUCUGGCUAUGACACUUUUGUCCAACAUGUUACUAAGAAGACUCGUGAAUCAAAGGAAUACAGAGAAAUGAUGCAUGCCCUGAAGAACAUCAUGAUGGUUGUGGUAGAGUCUUUAAUUAAUAAGUUUGAAGAAGAUCAAAUGCGUAAUAAGGAGAUGGAUAGUAAAACAAAGAAAGAAUGUCAGAGUGGCUAUUAUACAGACAACUGUUCUGACAGUGACUCUUCAUUCAACCAAAGUUAUACAUUCAUGAGUCAAGAACAAUUGCAGCUGCUUGUAGAAAGACUUGACCCUAUUCAGCCUAAGGAAGUUCGCCAAGAAGCAUUGCAGACACUGUGCUUUGCCCCUCCCUCAGAUGUACUCAACUCUAAGAGUUGGCCAAAUCUGCGUAAGCAUCUAACGAUGUCUCUGUCAGAUCCUGAUGCAACAUUCAGUGAGAAAGUUCUUAGGUUUUAUGCAAGAACCUUUUCUUCAUCCCCAUUUAAUAAGACACGAGAAGUCUAUACAAGUUUAGCACAACACUUGGAAUUUUACUUUCUUUCCGGAGAAUACUCACUUCGUAUUUCAGCAGGUCUGGAUGUAUCUAAUGCAGACAUAAAUCAUUUACUUAGAAAGGUCCGUCUUUUAAAUGAGUACCAAAAGGAAGCUCCUUCUUCCUGGAUUCGUCAUCCUGAAAAGUAUAUGGAAGAAAUAGUGGAGAAUACCUUGUCGCUGUUGUCAGUAAAACAUGAUCCUAAUCAUCCUGACUCUCAAGACUUUUUGAGUCCAGUCUACUUUUUGGCUCUGCUAGAUAUCAAAGCUGUAUGGUUUAAAAAGUGGACGCAUGCAUAUUACAGCAGAACAGUGGUACUUAGGCUUUUGGAAAAGAAAUAUAAAUCCUUGAUUAACGCAGCUGUCCAGCAAUGUCUUGAUUAUUUUGAAUUUUGCAAGGCAGCAGUUAAUACAACUUCUAGAGUCAAUGACUUUUCCCAGCAGUAUUCUAGUGAUAAGCAGAAAUUUUCUUACACUGGACCAGAAUUGCAGUAUGUCUAUUUUGUUCAUUCGCUGUGCCUUUUAGGCAGAUUGUUGAUCUAUAAGCAAGGCCGAAGUCUCUUUCCAGUACAGCUGAAAAAUAAAAAAGAUUGUGUAUCCCUAACCGAUCUGUUGGUGUUAUUUACCCAGCUUAUUUAUUACUCUCCAAGUUAUUCAAAGACAACUUUGGCAGCGCAUACAGACAAUUAUUCUCCAGAAAGUCUUGUUAUGGAGAUUCUGCAAGUUUUUUGUGAUCAAACAGGUUGUGCUGCCGAAUUUUUAUAUACAGAUGCAGUGAUAGAUGCCCUACUUCAUCCUGUUCAAAGUUUACUGAGUGGUACAGAGGUAUAUAUAAAUUGCCUUGAAACCACUUUAAUUGAUGUAGCUGAUAUUUUGGCAAGGUUUGCUGCUGUAGAAGAAGGUCUUUCUAUUCUUCUUUAUGGAGGAAAUAAAAACUCUGCGAAAGAAGAUAGUCCUACAGCUGUUCAUGUAAUUGUUCAGUUUACAAAGAAACUUCUUCAUGACGGCAUUUCUCUUUUAUCUGGAUCCGAGCUUUUGCCAGUUGUUAAAGGAGCUUUCAUUUUUGUAUGUCGUCAGAUGUACAGAACAUGUGAAGGCCUGCAGAUGCUAAUUCCUUAUGGCUUGCAUGAAUCUAUUGGAGAGGCCUGGAAAAAGAUGAGCUUGCUUUCAGAAAGAGUACCAACUCCUGUAACGGGUGCAGACUCUACUUCAUCAAUAAGUCUAGAGUCAAAAAAUAUUUUAUUAUGGGAAGAAACUUUGCUGGAUGCCUUGUUAAAUUUUUCUGCCACACCAAAAGGACUCUUUCUGCUUCAUAGUACAGGGGCCAUGAAUGACUGUGUAAGCUUUAUGUUCAACAGUUUAUCAAAAAAACUCCAGACAAACGAAUGUGAAGAGUUUGGUAAUGGAGUGAUUAUUGCACAACUGGCAACAACACCAACAGGUGCAGUAGCUCUACAGAGUUCAGGGUUUAUAAAAGCCCUUGUAACUGAAUUAUGGACUCUUUUGGAGUGUGGAAAAGAUGAUGUGAGGAUAACUCAACCCAAAUCUACUCCAGUUGACCCUAUUGACCAAAGCUGUCAGAAGUCUUUUCUGUCUCUGAUAAACUUGCUCACUUAUCCUGCAGUUCUUGAGCUUCUGAGUAAACAUGAUAUACCAAAUAAACCAACGUAUUCACUCCGUGAAGUACCUACAGAUAUUAUCGAUAUCAUUGACAGGCUUAUUAUUUUGAAUUCAGAUGCUAAAAUUCAUUCCUUAUUCAGUUAUGAACAAUCACAUAUCUUUGGUUUGAGGUUGUUAAAUGUGCUUUGCUGUGAGCUUAAUACCCUUUUGUUCUUGGAGACUCGCUAUAAAGUGUCACAAGUUUUACUAACUGCUCAGGAAGAAAAUGUCACAGAAACUUCUGAAGGACCAGGAGAUAUUAUAAUUGAUGGCCUAUCAGUUGAGAGAAACCAUGUUCUUGUUAGGGUAUAUCUUAUUGGAGGACCACAGGAAAGGAUUUUGCCUCAGAGAGUACUAGAUAAGGGCAGUGAUCCAUAUCCUUGGCCAAUGUUUUCAUCGUUCCCUUUGCCAAAGUGCUAUCUUGCAAAAAUUCCUAGGAAAACUGAAUUCAGACAAGAUAAAGACCUUGACAAGCUGUUAUCACUCUUAAAAAAUCCAGAUAAACAAAGUGGGUGGGCAGAUAUUUGUAGAAGACAGUUCUGCAAAGUCAUGAAAGCCAGACCAGAUAUCAUCAGUGGAACAAUUUUGGCAGAAUUAAUUGAAAAGUUCGUGUCACAUCUUUCUGAAAGCCGAAUGGAUUGUUAUUUCAGCAGUGAAAGCUAUAAAGCCAUGGAUGCAGAUGUGAAGAAGGAAAGCCUUUCAUCUGUGCAGCAGCUUGGUGUUGAAAUGACAGUCAGAUAUGGAAAAUACCUGAACUUGCUAAAAGAACAUGCUGAAAAUGAUCUGUGCUACGUCUUAAUGAACUGUGAGCAAUUUCUGAAACAACAGCAGACAACUGUGGUAUCCUCACUUCACUGCUUGCAGGGACGCUAUGCUGGCUAUGACUGGUUUGCAUCUUCUGUGUUCCUCAUAAUGUCAGGGGACAGGGAGAAGACUCUAAUGUUUCUUCAGCAAUUUUCUCGUCUUCUUGUUUCAGCAUUUCUCUGGCUACCAAGACUGCAUGUGUCUGUGCACCUGCCUAUUACCACAGUGGAAUCUGGCAUCCAUCCAGUCUAUUUCUGCAGUGCACACUAUGUUGAGAUGUUGAUGAAAGCUGAGUUACCACUUGUCUCCUCUGCCUUCCAUAUGGCUGGUUUUUCUCCGUCCCAGAUUUGUCUGCAAUGGAUAACUCAGUGUUUCUGGAAUUACAUGGACUGGAGUGAGAUUUGUCAUUACAUUGCUACAUGUAUUUUCUUUGGUCCUGAUUAUCAGGUAUAUAUGUGUAUUUCUGUGUUCAGACACCUACAGCAAGACAUCCUGAAGCACACUGAAGCCCAAGAUCUUCAGGUUUUUCUUAAAGAAGAAGCACUCCAUGGAUUUCGCGUGAGUGAUUAUCUAGAAUACAUGGAAAGCCUGGAGCUGAUCUACAGACCAGUGCUGUUGAAAGACAUGAAGAACAUCAGAGUACAGAAUACUACGCUACCAUGAUCAAGCAAGAUAGAUUUUUCCCAGUUUUGGUUGCAUUCUUUAAAAGAAUGCGGAUUAUUUGAUAUAUCAAUCUGCAUUAAUAUAAGUCAGGCUGUGUAAAUGUAUAUACUGUAAAAUAAAUAAGGAGGGUUUUCAGAAUAUAGUUUUUGCAAAAGGACUUCACUUAAAUUGGAUGACUUACAGUAAUCAUAUUUUCCCAGACAGGCUAUAUGCGUAGCCUCAUUUUUAUCUGAGAGAAAGCAGCUUCAGAAAUCACCUGUAGAUUGUUAGAAGUGUCUUCCUUAAAAUGCACAGAACCUGUUUCCAAAUCAAUUCAUUAUGUCAUAUCCUUGUAGCACAGUCCUAAAAACUUCAUAUAUUCUAAGGGUCUGACAAAGUGAUUUUUCUUAGAAGCAACUGUUAGUAUGCAUUCAUAUGCAUGAGAACUGAACAAAUGAAAAAUAAGUUCUCUGUACACAGCCGUUCUGACUUUGUCGAUAAGGUUGAGAAAAGAGUGAUCAAAUGCAUGCAAUGAAACAAGACUGAUAUUUCCAUGUUUUUGUUGUUGUUCUUUUUUUUUUUUUUUUUAAAUAAAUCAUUUUAUGUUGUAAAACAUCUAUUUGUAACAUAUAACUCUGGUAUGCAUAAAUGAAUGAGAAGUCCCUAAGCAGCCUGCUUUUCAUAUCUCUGAAAAUAAUCAUCUUUAAAGAUUUUGAUUUCAUUCAAACAGGGAAACACUGAUAUAAAGUUUCAUCUACACUUCCCUUUCAUCAUCAGUGAAAUGCAAGAAUUAAGGCUGCUAGAAUUAAAGCUGUGUUUUCUAACACUGGUGCAAUGUAGUUAAAAGUUUAAAGCUGCUGAAGUCAAUUGAAAUGCCCAAUUUCAGAGGAAACGUUUUCUUGAAGAGUACUGUAUCCCAUUUGCUCUAGGAUAGAUUUUAGAUGUCAGUGGGCAGCUGAGUAAAUAUUCUAACAGCUUUCUUCUCUAUAUUACAUUAUAUAACUGUUAAAUAGAUAUCUAAUCCAGGGAACAAAAAAAAAAAAGUAAGACAGAGCAAGUUUCUUUGCAAAUACUCAAUACUAACCAUAGUGGUCACUGUAGACGUUAUGUCUCAUUUCUUUUCUUACUCCCUCAAACAGUGAAAAAGUUAAUAAAGCACAUCCUAGCAAUCACCAGCCAAGCUGAAGCUUCCUCUCCUGACUUUCCUCACACCUCCACAAUAUCUGGAGAGUGCUUGUUCUUGUCACUUUGCAAGAAUUUUACUUGCUCAGUUCUGUAUUUUGGUGGGCUCCUCCGUUUAGGGUUUUUCAUCUGUGCUUUCCUCAGUAAUAGCAGCGGUGUUGCUAAAAUACCCAUUCAUCUGCCGAGGUAGUUUAUCAUUAUGACAUCUGAUCAUCUAUGACUUUGUUCUAAAGGCUGCGUUUGUGUUUUGCAAUUAUUUCACAAAUCUGGUGGUCUGGCAAUUCACUCUGCUUUAGGCAUUAUACUUUAUAAAUACCAGUAGUAUAUCAUACCACUCUAUAUUGACUUGCUUAGGCUAAUAUGCAGUGCCACUUUCUAUGUAGCAUUUUAUUCUUUCUGGGGUUGUUCAAGGGUAAUAUCUAAUACAGGGCAUCUUCACACUGGUGGAUGUUGGGAAGAAGCAGGUAAAGAAAGGCUGUUCUGUUUAGGAAAUUUCUACUAUAAUGGUUUCUGGAGUGUCCAAAUGUGAUAUACCAUGGGAGACAAAAGGAAGAAAGAGGUGAGAACUAUCAUAACAGAGCCAGCUGUCAUCAAACCAAGUGUUCAGGAGUCACACUGGGAUUCAGAACAUGCUGCAUUAGCUGUGGAACUGGUUUUAAAUGCUACGUUCAUUUCAGAACAUUUGGAUAUCCUUUUACACUGGUGCAGGGCACCCAUCUUUUCUGAAAGUGACCUGAAAUACAACUAGAUGACGUUUUCUAGAUUGUCUAUUAAUAAUUUUAUAUUAGAGCUAUACAUAAAAAGGCCAAAAGGCCUCUGGAUAGGUUUUAAAACUGGUGCAUAACUACUCAUGCUACUAUUCGCAAAUGAGUCAUAUUCCUGUAGUAUGAGUUGGCUCCCUAGCAGUUGAUUAGGCAAUGCCUAUCAUUUUAUCUUCCUGGUUAGAGGUGGGAAGCAGCCUGCUUUCAAAAGUAUCAUAGUCAGUAGGCAAGUCUUGGAUGAAAGUUGACUUAAUGGAAUAACCAACUAAUGGCUUUA
Molecule: messenger RNA, 6257 nt
Organism: Oxyura jamaicensis (ruddy duck)
Lineage: Eukaryota; Metazoa; Chordata; Aves; Anseriformes; Anatidae
Gene: TBC1D32
Product: TBC1 domain family member 32
Exons: 34
Coding region: 144-4058 (1304 amino acids)
Biological process (GO): non-motile cilium assembly
Source: RefSeq, a predicted model, not a curated record